This is a messenger RNA of Guyanagaster necrorhizus, 462 nucleotides long. RefSeq lists its product as uncharacterized. Bases 169 to 414 code for a protein of 81 amino acids. The record is from RefSeq and is a predicted model, not a curated record. Lineage: Eukaryota; Fungi; Basidiomycota; Agaricomycetes; Agaricales; Physalacriaceae. The transcript has a single exon.
CGUUGGAAACUGAUUUCGCGCCGCAUUGAAUCUGGAAGUGAUCUACAAUCGAAGUCAAUUGCCAGCAACCAUGCUGCGAAAUAUAAAAUUAGAUUGUUUCUAAAAACAAGUGUCUAAUCUUGCGUACAUCCGCAUUGUCUACCUUAACUUUGAAUACUGCUGCACUCGAUGCUAUAUAAUUCCCCUGGUAGCGUCUUGCUUGUAAUCUUACAUUCAAUACUCCAAUGCCGAUCAGUGUCGCUGUCACUUGACCUGCUCCAUUCACACCCCCCACCUUCGAAUACGACAGAAAGAGCCUACGAUCACCGCCUGGAUAUCCUAAGGAUACAAAAUACCUUCUCCUCUAUUGCAUGGAAAAGUGCCGGUGGUCUCGUUGGUAGUAGGAUGCGAUCUACGGAUCUCUCUUCUUCAUGACCCCAGUAUCGAAUCUCAGGCCAUCUCACAUGCCGUCUUCGAGAGCAC